Gigantopelta aegis is the source of this 7498-nucleotide messenger RNA. Its product is annotated as lipoxygenase homology domain-containing protein 1-like. Gene Ontology annotation, molecular function: protein binding. Bases 142 to 7188 code for a protein of 2348 amino acids. NCBI's taxonomy places the organism in Eukaryota, Metazoa, Mollusca, Gastropoda, Neomphalida, Peltospiridae. The record is from RefSeq and is a predicted model, not a curated record. The transcript is spliced from 46 exons.
UACAGUGAAGACAGUGGCACUGGUCUUCUCAGAAAAAGAAAGUCACAAAGAGGAAAAUCCGAAAACGAAGUCUUAUAUAAAGUGGCCAUAACGACAGCAGACAAGAAAAAUGCUGGAACAGAUGCUAAGGUGUAUUUCAGAAUGAAAGGGUCAAAGGGUAAAUUGCCAAAGACGAGAUUAAUGAAAAAAGCAGGUUCUGUGAAGUCAAACAAAGAUGUAGCAUUUAGGUUUGCCAAAGGGUCAACUCAUAUUUUCAAGAUCAGAGCAUUGGAUAUUGGAAAUGUCAAGUCAGUUAUACUUGAGCAAACAGGUUGUAAGAAACCUGAUGCGUGGUAUGUUCAAGAAGUGGAGGUUGUCAACUCAAAGACAAAGAAAACAUGGACAUUUAUUUGUAAUCAGUGGUUGUCACUCCACCAUGGUGAUGGGAAACAGUUGAGAGAGUUUUUCCCAAAACAGUCAUCCAAAACAGAAUAUGAAGUGGUUGUUGUCACCGGGGACAGGUUUAAUGCUGGAACUAAAGCCAAUGUGUUUAUGACAUUGUUUGGAAAGACGGCUGUAACACACAAGAUUCAUCUUCAGAACAAUGCCAAGUCUACCUUUGAUAAAGGCUCUUCCGAUGUCUUUCUUAUACAUUCAAACUGUGUUGGACCAAUGACCAAGUUGCGGAUUGAGCAUGAUGGCACGGGCAUAGCCUCUGGUUGGUAUGUUGAAAGGGUUGUUGUGACAGAUUUGAGAAACCCCAAGUGGAAAUAUUUCUUCCCAUGUGGUCAGUGGUUAGCAAGGGAUGAAGGUGACCAUGCCAUUAGUCGUGACCUCAUUGGUAGCAGAGAUCCACUCGCCAUUCGAAAAGGUGCUAAGUACAAGGUGACCGUGUACACGGGCGAUGUUUCUGGUGCUGGGACAGAUGCUAAAGUCUGCAUCACCAUGUUUGGAGAGAACGGUGAUUCCGGAGAACGCUUUCUGCAUUCUAACAAAAAGACCUUUCAGCGUGGAAAAAGUGAUGAAUUCAUUCUUGAAUGUCCCCGCCUUGGACGUCUUGAGAGGAUUCGAGUUGGCCAUGACAACUCUGGCUUUGGGCCGGGCUGGUUUCUUGAUAAGAUCAUCAUUGACGACAUUGAUAUGAAGACGGUGUAUGUGUUUCCGUGUGAACGCUGGCUUGCUGACGACGAGGAUGAUGGACAAAUAGCGAGAGAACUCGCUGUGAACGUUGGACCGAUGGAAGCUGCACCAGGCAUUCCAUACAUUAUAACCGUCAAGACGGGUGACAAACAGAAUGCAGGAACGGAUGCAAAUGUCUUCCUGGAGAUGAUAGGUUCGGGGAAGAGCCAUGAGACCAGUGGGAAGAUCUGGUUGAGGGAUGGAAGCUUUGUGCGUGACAAGGCCGACAAGUUUGAGAUCGACGUCGGCAGAAUGCUCAGCCCGUUGUCCCGUCUUGACAUCGGCCACGACAACAGUGGGGUGGCGUCAGGCUGGUUCCUCGACUCGGUGACAGUGUAUUGUCCCAGCGCGGGGAUAGAACAGUUCUUCCCUCACGGAAAAUGGCUGGCCACUGAUGAAGGUGACGAGGUUGUACAGGUCUCCCUGUACGAGCAGAAAGCCAUGAGGAAAAAGAAGGAAAAGAAAAACACUUGGUUUGUGUGGGUGUUCACGAGUGACAUCAAGGGAGCUGGGACCAAUGCCAAUGUUCAGAUAGCUGUGUAUGGUGACAAAGGUAAAUCUGAUGACAUCGCACUGGACAAUAAAGGUGAUCCGUUUGAACACGGCCACAUGGACAGAUUCAAGAUCAACAUGACGGAGAUCGGAAACCCAUACAAGCUCCGUGUAUGGCAUGACAACAGCGGCAUGCUUGCUGGCUGGCAUCUAGACAAGAUUGAGAUGGAGAACAUGUCAACUAAAGAGAGGUUUCGUUUCCCAUGUAAACGGUGGCUGGCUGAAGAUGAAGAUGACCAUGAGAUUGUGCGUGAAUUACCAGCUGAGGGCCCUGGCAUAAAGAAACCUCUACCAGUGGUACAUUAUACUGUGGAGGUUCACACCGGCAAAAAGACAUUUGGUGGAACUGAUGCCAAUGUUUUCAUUGACAUAUUUGGAGAACUUGGUGAUACUGGUAAAAGAUUCCUAAAGAAAUCUUCAACAAACAAAAAUAAAUUUGAGAAAGGAAAGGUUGACAUUUUCUCCGUCGAAGCUGUGACUCUGAUGAAACUGAACAAGAUUCGGAUUGGCCAUGAUGGGAAAGGAAUGGGCAGUGGUUGGUUCCUGGACAAGGUCAUUGUUAAACAGGAUGGAAACAACAAAUAUGAUACCACAUUUGAGUGCAACAGGUGGCUUGCUGAAGAUCAAGAUGAUGGGCUGAUUGAAAGGGAGCUGAUGGCCGAAGGUUUAGCCAUGCUCAACACAACUUCCUAUCACAUCCACGUGAAGACAGGAGACUUUAGGUUUGCAGGAACAGACGCAAAUGUUCACCUGAAAAUAUUCGGCACAAAGGGUGAUACAGGACUUCUGCGUUUGCAUCAGUCCGAGUCUGGGAAAAAUAAGUUUGAACGCAAUCGGACAGAUCUGUUCAAGAUAGAUGCCAGCGAUAUUGGAGAUAUAAAAAAGAUUCGAAUAGGUCAUGACGGACAUAAGCCUGGAUCGGGUUGGUUUUUGGACAGUGUUACCAUUGACAUACCGUCGCGUGGCCUGCAGUACUUCUUCGCUGCACACCGGUGGCUGGCCAAGGAUCAGGAUGAUAAGGAGAUAGAGAUAGAGCUGGAAGCAUCUGUUAAAGAAGAACGAGAGAAGGUGAUUCCUUAUGAAGUGACUGUGUGGACGGGAGACAAGACGUUUGCAGGGACAGAUGCCAGUGUCUUUAUUCAGAUGUAUGGAGAGCGCAACAAGAAAACGGAAGAAAUCUUUCUGAGAAACAAAACGGACAAUUUCGAACAGGGCAAGAUGGACAAAUUCAAGGUUGAAGCCUUAGAUAUUGGCCGCUUGAAGAAGCUUCGUGUUGGCCAUGAUGGGACUGGAAAGAUGUCAGGAUGGUUUCUUGACAAGAUUUUGAUCCAGCGACAACCAAUCCAAGGUGCGAGAAAGCGUCAGAAGCGGCCCUUGUCGGCAGCAGAACGCCGCCAGUCGAUACUGUCAACCUACAGGUCUGACAAGGACGAUGACGACUCCGAUUCUAGUCCACGAAUGGCGCGGCGUAGGAAGAAACAGGGAUCAGUUCAGGACAGGAUAGAUGAGAUGGAAGAAGAAUCGUACGACGGAACUGAAACGGAAGAUUAUUGGUUCUAUGUAGACAAAUGGUUUUCCAAAGGUGAAGAUGAUGGUGCAAUUGUCAGGGAAUUUGUUCCCACUGACAAACAUGGACGAACACUGGAAGGAGCCUUAGAUGGUGAUCAGAAUAAGGUUGAGUAUUUCAUCAAAGUGUGCACGGGAGAUGUGAACUGGGCUGGGACUGAUGCCAAUGUGUACUUGACACUACACGGAGAGAAAGGAGAUUCUGGAGAGAGACAGCUCGACAAAUCAGGCCACAUGAACAAGUUUGAGAAAAAUCAGGAAGAUUGUUUCACCAUUAAAGCAGUUGAUCUUGGCACAUUAACAAAGCUAAGAAUUCGUCAUGACAACAAACUUGGAGGUGCUGACUGGUUCCUGGACAGAGUGGAAGUUGAAGAUAAGAAACGCAAGAAAAAUUACUUCUUCCCAUGUCAGCGAUGGUUGUCAACCAGCAAGGAUGACUGUCAAAUUGCACGAGACCUUGUCCCUGCCGAUCCACUGCUAAAGAAGAAGCUAAGCAGGAAAGAUUCCACAGCAGUUUGGGAUGAAAUUGCAUUGGAAAUGAAAGCUGCACUGACAACUUACCAUGUCAAGGUUACUACAGGCAAGGCCUGGGGAGCAUCUACUGAUGCUAAUGUUUAUGUUGAUCUGUAUGGUGAAACCAACAAUACCGGUAAGAUUUCUUUGAAAUCAUCCAAGACUAACAAAAACAAGUUUGAAAAAGGAAAAACAGAUGAAUUUGAUAUUGAAGUUGCUCAGAUUGGAGAUUUGAAGAAAAUUAAGAUUGGUCAUGACAAUGCCGGUGGUGGAGCUGCUUGGCUGUUGGACAACGUUGUCAUUGAUGCUCCGUCUCUCGGCAAGACGUGGAAGUUCCCUUGUGGACGCUGGCUCGGUCUCAAAGAGGAUGAUGGCUUGUUGGAGAGGGAACUUUACCCACAGGAGCUGGCCACAGAAGACUAUAACCCAUGUAUUCCAUAUGAAAUAACAACGUACACGAGUGAUGUGCAGGGUGCUGGGACCGAUGCUGAUGUCUUUGUCAUCCUCUACGGCAAGGACAAAUGUACAGAGCCUAAGUCUUUGUGUCCAAAUAAAAAAGAAAGGAAGGAUCGAUUUGAGCGCAAAUGUGUUGACAAGUUUGUUGUUGAGAUGGAAGAUGUUGGUGACACAAUAGAGAAGCUGAGGAUCGGCCAUGAUGGAUCAGGUUUCGGUGCUGGGUGGCAUCUCAGUAAGGUGGAAGUUCGUAAACUGCACGAAUCUGGCAAGCCAGUACAAGGUUCCAUCACAUACGUGUUUGCCUGUGACAGAUGGUUGGCAAAGGGAGAGGAUGACGACGCUAUUGUCCGAGAGUUGUUACCUCAGAAAGCAACGAAAGAAAUCAUUAAGAAGGAUGGUGAGGUGAAGAAACUGAACGUGAAGAUCACAGACAAACUGGAAGUGAAGAAAUACACUGUGCAUGUGAUCACAGGGAGUGUUGAUGGGGCCGGCACAGAUGCUAAUGUUUUCAUCACAAUAUUUGGAAACAAGGGAGAUAGUGGAGAGAGACCGCUGUCUAAAUCGGAAUUACACAGAGACAAGUUUGAGAAAGGCAAUACUGAUAUUUUUAAAGUUGAAGCUGUUGACUUGGGAGAGAUAUACAAAAUAAAGAUUCGCCACGACAACGCCUUGUUUUCGCCAGCAUGGUACCUAGACCGUGUUGAGAUAGAGGAGCCUGAUAAAAAAGACAAAUAUAUAUUCCACUGUGAACGCUGGUUAGCAAAGAACAAGGAAGAUGGCAAGAUAGAACGGACGCUUUAUGUCAAGGGCUACGAUGGAGAGAUGUCUAGCACAGCAACACUUAGAUCAACAGCGUUUGGUUCUAUGUCCAGCAUGGACUCUCUUCAAUCCAGUGAUCCAUUUUCCAAGAGUCCAAGAAUGAAACGAUCGUCUAUGUCUUUGGAACGAGUACCCGAAGGCCCAACAAUCCCGUACACCAUCAAGCUGAGUACUGGCGACGGGGAAGACAAUGGCACGGACAGCAACGUCUGGAUUAAGAUCAUCGGGCCGAGGAAGGUUCACACUGGCAAGCUCUUCCUGCAGCUCGCACAGAAGGAGAAAUUCCUGCCUGGAUCUGUGGAAUGUUUCUCCAUUGAGGCGUAUGAUGUGGUGGAGGUUAAGAAAGUUGAGAUAGGUCAUGACGGCACUGCUCCUGGCUCAGGCUGGUUCCUAAAGGAAAUAGAAGUGGACCUUCCAACCAAGGGCAAGCACUAUCAUUUCAAAUGUGAGCAGUGGCUGGCACGGGACAAAUCGGACGGACAGACGAGCAGAAUAUUCAGUGUUGAUGAUGGACUCAGCUCCAUUACUUCAUUCACUCCAUUGAUUCCCUAUGAAGUAACAGUUUACACUGGCGACGUCUCAGAGGGUGGCACUGACAGCAAGAUCACCAUGACGGUGUUUGGAUCUAAAGGUUCUACCAUACCUACUGAGCUGCCAAAGACUGAAGAUAGAUUUCAAAGAGCAAAGAUUGACAAUAUACGGAUGGAGCUGGAUGAUGUGGGACAUGUAAAGAAGAUCCGAAUGGCUAUUGACGGCAAAGGAAAUCGAUCAUCAUGGUUUCUGGAGAAGGUGGAACUGAGAAAUAUGUCAACUGGUGUGUUAUCUACAUUCCACUACAAAGACUGGCUGGGUAUCAAGCAAAACCAAGGUGAUGGACGUUUGAGUGUUGAUCUCCCUGCCAUGGUUAGAGGCAAAGCUGCUAUCACAAAAACGGACUACAAAGUGACGGUGAAGACUUCGGAUGUGCGAGGGGCUGGUACAGAUGCCAAUGUGUACAUCGUUUUGUUUGGCAGUAAUGGUGACUCGGGCGACAUCCACCUGGAGAAGUCUGAGACCAAUAAGAGUCCGUUUGAGACAAGCCAGGUGGACGUCUUCAUUCUCAAGGGUCUCCUCAGUCUCGGCGAGCUCAGCAAGCUGAGGAUUUGGCAUGAUAACAAAGGCUUUGGAGCUGCAUGGCACUUGACAUCAGUGGAGGUUGAAGAUAUAGACAAGAAGAAGACGUACACGUUCAUCUGCGACAAGUGGCUGUCCAAGAGCGAUGGGGAUAAGCAGAUUGUGCGGGAGCUCACUUGUGUUGGCCCACUCAAAGGAGAACAUUUUGGUGGAAAAGAUAAAAUUGUUUACGAGAUAGAAGUGAGCACCACAGACAAGAAAGCUGGGGGUACGGUGCACAAUGCCUGGCUCAUACUGGAAGGGUCACUGAAAACGUCCAAGGUCUUUCAGAUGGAGAAUUCCCACCAAAAUAAAAUACUCAGAAGUGGUCAAGUAGAUGUUUUCAAGAUGGUAUCACCUCCUUUGGGAAGACUUGAGAAGUGCAUUGUGGGAGCAUUCAAGCGAGAUGACAUCUCUGAUAGGGAUCUUCAGGGUCAUGCCUCAGAGUGGCACUGUCAUAACAUAGUCGUCACAGACACAAUAGGAGGAGACAAAUACACAUUUGACUGCAAGUCUUGGAUUACUAUUGAAUCACGAAUUAACAAACAUGAUGCAAAAGUUCUCAAAGUGAAAGAUGUGGAAGCCAGCCAUGUUGCUUCUGUUAGAAACCUGGCCUCCAUCCAGUACGAUGUGAUUUUCGUCACUGGUGACCAGAAAGGAGCUGGAACGAGUGCCAAAGUCUCCAUCACAAUAUUUGGUCAAAAUGGAGACACAGGAAAGAGAUCUCUGAGUCAAAACUGGCGAAGUUUUGGCAAGAAUCAGAAGGAUACGUUUCAGCUGGAGGCUCUUGAUUUAGGUGAACUGACUAAGGUGAUCGUAGAACAUGAUAAUGAUGGAUUAAACCCUGCAUGGUACCUGGAUCACGUGGAAGUGGUCAAUGUAGCGACCAACAGGUCAACCAAAUUCCCGUGUAACAGGUGGCUCGACAAGGACAAAGGUCUUAAAUGUGAUCUGUACCCAGAGAACACAUAACAAACGACAGGAGUAUACAGACAGAUCCUUCAAAAAACAAACCCUACCACUUGGUGUUUAUUAGUUCCCUACUGGUCCAACCAGAGGGGAUUAUAGUUUUCAUCUUUGUCCUUCUGUCUGUCUAGCGGUCUCACAUAUGUUUUCCAGAUGGGGGUUUUUUUCAGAAGGCUUUGAGUUAUUAAGAGGAAAUUGUGUGUAUAGCUUCAUCAUGUACUGUUACAGAUCAAGUUGGACUUUAAUGACAAUUUACCCAUUUUUGAUGGAGUUAUGGCCCUUGAACUUAGGAGAUACAAAAAUUAGUUUUCCAGAU